GUGACGUCAUGACGCUCUGCUUCCGUUGCGCCGCCAUUUUGUGAAUGGACGCCGUUGCCAUCGACAUUCUGAAAGCAGACCGAAACAACCGCGACCCCGAGCCUAAUUCCGCACGGUUUCGGUCCAGUCCGGUCGAGUUUUAGCCUACGACGCUUCCCUCAGGAUAGACGACGCGAGCAGCCCGUGUUUUCGCCGAGAGUUGAUCCGAGAUGUCGGAGGAGCAGAGUGUGGGCGAGGAGGCGCUGAUGAAGAUGGAGCAGACCGACGGAGAGGAGGAGAUCCCGGGCGCCGAGGACGGCGGACACCGAGAGGCGGAGGGCUCCAAGAUAGACGCCAGUAAAAACGAGGAGGACGAGGGGAAAAUGUUCGUCGGAGGCUUGAGCUGGGACACAACAAAGAAAGACCUGAAAGAUUACUUCAGUAAAUUUGGAGAGGUGGUGGACUGCACCUUGAAACUGGAUCCUCUGACGGGCCGGUCCAGGGGCUUUGGGUUUGUUCUGUUUAAAGAUGCUGAGAGUGUGGAAAAGGUGAUCUCACAGAAGGAGCACAAACUGAAUGGAAAAGCCAUCGACCCUAAGAAAGCGAAGGCCAUGAAGUCCAAAGAGCCGGUGAAGAAGAUAUUUGUAGGAGGUCUUUCCCCAGAUACUCCAGAGGAGAAGAUCAGAGAGUACUUUGACGCCUGCGGAGAGGUGGAAUCCAUUGAGCUGCCGAUGGAGAAUAAAACAAAUAAAAGACGAGGUUUUUGUUUUAUAACAUUUAAAGAGGAGGAACCAGUAAAGAAAAUUAUGGAGAAGAAGUACCACAACAUCGGUUUAAGCAAGUGCGAGGUCAAGGUGGCCAUGUCCAAGGAGCAGUACCAGCAGCAGCAGCAGCAGUGGGGCGCAAGAGGAGGAUACGUCAGCAGAGCCAGAGGGAGAGGAGGUCCCAAUCAGAACUGGAACCAGGGAUACGGAAAUUACUGGAAUCAAGGUUAUGGAAAUUACGGGAACUAUGGCUACAACAAUCAAGGCUAUGGUGGAUACGGGGGCUAUGAUUACUCGGGUUACAACAACUACUACGGAUAUGGUGACUACAGCAAUCAGCAGAGCGGCUACGGCAAAUCCCCGAGGCGAGGCGGCCAUCAAAACAGUUACAAGCCGUAUUAACGGGAAACGUGCAGAUGGAAGGGCGAAUCGAAAGCCAACCCUGAGAGGAGAAAACAAGAGGGCCAGACUUGUUAAAAAUGGAGUUGAUCUACACUUUGGUCGCCAGUGAAUUCACCAGUUCUUUUGAACCAGAAAUUACUUUGAAGGACACGCACUAAAGAAGAUUUCAAAUGGGAACGUCCAGAAUAUUUGGUUUUGUGUUUCAUUUGUUGUAGCUUGUGUACGUUUAUAACCGUAUUCCCUGCUGUGUUGCUCUCAUACGUUCAUGUGUCGAGUACAAUGAGCCAUGGAGAGCCCAAAUCAUUUAGAAAUUGUUAUUCUGGUCUAUUAAUUUAUUGCUUGCAAGUGCGUACAGAGUGUAGGCCAUUUAAUAUUCAUUUCAUAUUGCAGUAUUUUGCAACAGCGUCAUGUAAACCAUUUGAAAAUUCAACAAAAUAAAGUGUAUGAAACUCAGGCCUGUUGUUUCUUCAGAGAUUAAAGUCAUAGCUCAC
This is a messenger RNA of Sinocyclocheilus grahami, 1636 nucleotides long. It is a transcript of the gene hnrnpd, whose product is annotated as heterogeneous nuclear ribonucleoprotein D. The transcript is spliced from 8 exons. Gene Ontology annotation, molecular function: RNA binding. Lineage: Eukaryota; Metazoa; Chordata; Actinopteri; Cypriniformes; Cyprinidae. Bases 210 to 1145 code for a protein of 311 amino acids. Gene Ontology annotation, cellular component: chromatin; nucleoplasm. Gene Ontology annotation, biological process: regulation of gene expression. The record is from RefSeq and is a predicted model, not a curated record.